GGGUCACCGUGGCGUACGCUGUGGCGGGAAACGCUGUUUGAAGCGGGAUGGACCUCAAGCGUCGCCAAGGCCCAGGCCCUGAGGUGCCCCCAAAGCGGUCCCGUGGGGGCUUCUGGGACAAGGAUGAGGGGCUGCCAGCAUCCCAGUUCGAGGAGGACCUGGCACUGUUGGAAGAGAUGGAGGCAGAGCACAGGCUGCAGGAACAGGAGGAGGAGGAACUGCAGCCAGCCCUGGAGGGCGCCAUGGACGGCCAGUUCUCCUUGGCGGCCGCAGAUUCCCGCUGGAUGCGGCCCACCCCUACCUCCCUGGACCCCCAGACGGAGCCCCUCAUCUUCCAGCAGCUGGAGAUCGACCAUUAUGUGGGCCCAGCACGGCCCCUGCCAGGGAGGCCUCCACCAUCCUGCGACUCCGUGCCUGUGCUCCGUGCUUUUGGAGUCACCGACGAGGGUUUCUCUGUCUGCUGCCACAUCCAUGACUUCCGGCCCUACUUCUACACCCCUGCACCUUCUGGUUUUGGGACUGAACACCUGAGCGAGCUGCAGCGUGAGCUAAACACAGCCAUCAGCCGGGACCAGCGUGGGGGGAAAGAGCUUACUGGGCCCGCGGUGCUAGCUGUGGAGCUGUGCUCUCGAGAGAGCAUGUUCGGGUACCAUGGCCACGGUCCCUCUCCUUUCCUGCGUGUCAUCUUGGCGCUGCCCCGUCUCGUGGCUCCCGCCCGCCGCCUCCUGGAGCAGGGCAUCCGUGUGGCAGGCCUAGGCACCCCCAGCUUCGCACCCUAUGAGGCCAACGUGGACUUUGAGAUUCGGUUCAUGGUGGACACGGACAUCGUGGGCUGCAACUGGCUGGAGCUCCCGGCUGGGAAAUAUGUCCUACGACCAGAGGACAAGGCUACACUGUGUCAACUGGAGGCCGAUGUGCUGUGGUCAGACGUGGUCAGCCACCCCCCAGAAGGGCCGUGGCAACGCAUCGCUCCUCUGCGUGUGCUCAGCUUUGACAUCGAGUGUGCUGGCCGCAAAGGCAUCUUCCCUGAGCCUGAGCGGGACCCGGUGAUCCAAAUCUGCUCGCUGGGCUUGCGCUGGGGUGAGCCAGAGCCCUUCCUGCGCCUGGCACUCACCCUGCAGCCUUGCGCCCCCAUCCUGGGUGCCAAGGUGCAGAGCUAUGAACGGGAAGAGGACCUGCUCCAGGCCUGGUCCACCUUCGUCCGCGUCAUGGACCCCGAUGUGAUCACUGGUUACAACAUUCAGAACUUCGACCUUCCGUACCUCAUCUCUCGGGCCCUGACCCUUAAGGUGCAAACCUUUCCUUUGCUGGGCCGAGUGGCCGGCCUCCGCUCAAACAUCAGGGACUCCUCAUUCCAGUCGAGGCAGAUGGGCCGACGUGACAGCAUGGUCAGCAUGGUGGGCCGCGUGCAGAUGGACAUGCUGCAGGUGCUGCUUCGGGAGUACAAGCUCCGCUCCUACACACUCAACGCCGUGAGCUUCCACUUCCUGGGUGAGCAGAAGGAGGACGUGCAGCACAGUAUCAUAACCGACCUGCAGAAUGGGAACGACCAGACCCGCCGCCGUCUGGCUGUGUACUGCCUCAAGGAUGCCUUCCUGCCGCUCCGGCUGCUCGAGCGGCUCAUGGUGCUGGUGAAUGCUGUGGAGAUGGCUCGGGUCACUGGAGUGCCCCUCAGUUACCUGCUCAGCCGUGGCCAGCAAGUCAAGGUCGUGUCCCAGCUGCUGCGACAGGCGAUGCGAGAGGGGCUACUGAUGCCCGUGGUGAAGACAGAGGGUGGCGAGGACUACACAGGAGCCACUGUCAUUGAGCCCCUGAAAGGGUACUAUGAUGUCCCCAUUGCCACCCUGGACUUCUCCUCGCUGUACCCGUCCAUCAUGAUGGCCCACAACCUGUGCUAUACCACGCUCCUGCGGCCUGGGGCUGCCCAGAAACUGGGCCUGACCGCAGAUCAGUUCAUCAAGACGCCCACCGGAGACGAGUUUGUGAAGGCGUCAGUGCGGAAGGGGCUACUGCCCCAGAUCCUGGAGAACCUGCUCAGUGCCCGGAAGAGGGCCAAGGCUGAGCUGGCCCAGGAGACAGACCCUCUUCGGCGGCAGGUCCUGGAUGGGCGGCAGCUGGCGCUGAAAAUAAGUGCCAACUCCGUAUAUGGCUUCACUGGGGCCCAAGUGGGCAAGCUGCCAUGCUUGGAGAUCUCACAGAGUGUCACUGGGUUCGGGCGUCAGAUGAUUGAGAAAACCAAGCAACUGGUGGAGUCUAAGUACACAGUGGAAAAUGGCUACAGCACCAAUGCCAAGGUGGUAUAUGGUGACACUGACUCUGUCAUGUGCCGGUUCGGAGUCUCCUCUGUGGCUGAGGCAAUGGCCCUGGGGCGGGAGGCCGCGGACUGGGUAUCAGGUCACUUCCCAGCACCCAUCCGGCUGGAGUUUGAGAAGGUCUACUUCCCCUACCUGCUCAUCAGCAAGAAGCGCUAUGCCGGCCUGCUCUUUUCCUCCCGGCCCGAUGCCCACGACCGCAUGGAUUGCAAGGGCCUGGAGGCUGUGCGCAGGGACAACUGCCCCCUCGUGGCCAACCUGGUAACCGCUUCGCUGCGGCGCCUGCUUGUGGACCGAGACCCUGAGGGUGCCGUGGCCCACGCAAAGGAUGUCAUCUCGGACCUGCUGUGUAACCGCAUUGACAUCUCGCAGCUGGUCAUCACCAAGGAGCUGACCCGCGCCACAGCCGACUAUGCGGGCAAACAGGCCCACGUGGAGCUGGCUGAGAGGAUGAGGAAGCGGGACCCUGGGAGUGCGCCCAGCCUGGGCGACCGCGUCCCUUACGUGAUCAUCGGUGCUGCCAAGGGCGUGGCCGCCUACAUGAAGUCCGAGGACCCCCUGUUCGUGCUGGAGCACAGCCUGCCCAUCGACACGCAGUACUACCUGGAGCAGCAGCUGGCCAAGCCGCUCCUGCGCAUCUUCGAGCCCAUCCUGGGCGAGGGCCGCGCUGAGGCCGUGCUGCUGCGGGGCGACCACACGCGCUGCAAGACGGUGCUCACCGGCAAGGUGGGCGGCCUCCUGGCCUUUGCCAAACGCCGCAGCUGCUGCAUUGGCUGCCGAACCGUGCUCAGCCACCAGGGAGCCGUGUGUGAGUUCUGCCAGCCCCGAGAGUCAGAGCUGUAUCAGAAAGAGGUGUCCCACCUGAAUGCCCUGGAGGAGCGCUUCUCGCGCCUCUGGACCCAGUGCCAGCGCUGUCAGGGCAGUCUGCACGAGGAUGUCAUCUGUACCAGCCGGGACUGCCCCAUCUUCUACAUGCGCAAGAAGGUGCGCAAGGACCUGGAGGACCAGGAGCAGCUGCUGCGUCGCUUCGGGCCCCCAGGCCCCGAGGCCUGGUGACCGACCUGCAAGCAUCCCUGCAAGCAUCCCGGGGGCCUGGCGGGGAA
Molecule: messenger RNA, 3415 nt
Organism: Castor canadensis (American beaver)
Lineage: Eukaryota; Metazoa; Chordata; Mammalia; Rodentia; Castoridae
Source: RefSeq, a predicted model, not a curated record